Pollicipes pollicipes is the source of this 1894-nucleotide messenger RNA. RefSeq lists its product as uncharacterized. The transcript is spliced from 12 exons. The record is from RefSeq and is a predicted model, not a curated record. Lineage: Eukaryota; Metazoa; Arthropoda; Thecostraca; Pollicipedomorpha; Pollicipedidae. Bases 32 to 1894 code for a protein of 620 amino acids.
AAGGCGGGAAUCCGCUGGGCGGCCCGCCGGCAUGACGGCGGUAUCGGCACGGCGCCGGCUGCUGGCGCUCACUGUGAUUACGUUGCUUGGAUGCUCCGGCUCAGCUCAGGCAGAGGUGAUCGGCUGCCGCCCACCCGGUGCCAACACCCUCUCGCGGGUCGUGUUCUCCGAGCCCCCGCAGCCAUCAGCGGCGCCGCCGUCUGGCCAGCCGGCUCGGCAGUCGGAGGGGCUCUACCUACCUGGGCCACAGGCGGCCGACGCCAGCGGCCGGCUGCCGUCCGGGACCUGGGCCCGCUACUCGUGUGAUCCGGGCUAUCUGAUGAUCGGCGACCCCGUCCGCACCUGUCUCCCAGAGGGCCAGUGGACGGGGUCGGCCCCUCACUGCUAUCUGAAUGCGGCGGAGCACUCCAGCCUGGCGACCCAACACAGCAAUCUGGCGGACGGCGACCUCAGCACGUCGGACGACCUGCUGGCGCUCUUCGAGGGCGGACGGUCUCUCUUCGUGGACCUCUUCUUUGUCUACCCGCUGCUCGAAAUGAGGAUCAUCACGUUUUACAACCUCACAGGAAUGAACAUUCAGAUCAGACUCAGCGACGAUAACAUCUCUUGGAUAGGCAUAUCCAUGUCAGUCGAGGCGCCGCAGCAGUCCGAGCGGCGGCAGCAGGGCCUGGCCGUGCACACCAUCUCGCUGCAGAACACUGUGCUGCAGGGCGGCGCCCGCUUCGUCAAGGUGUCGCUGUUCCACUCGAGCGGCAACUACUUCAGGCGGGCCUCCUACUCGCCCGUCUGGCCCCUGCACGAGCUGCAGAUUGUCGCUGAGAGCACCGGUUUGUCGAAGCACCAGUGUCUGGAUGAUGUCGGUCGGCCGAACAUAGCCGAGACGUGGGCUGCCGACGGCCGGUGCUACCACCUGGUGAGCAGCCGGCUAACUCAGCAGCUGGCAGAAGACGAGUGCCACCGGCUCGGCUCCGAGGGAACGCUUAUGCGCGACAGCUCGGCCGGACUGCACGACAUGGUCAUCGACAUACUCAGGCAUCGACGAAAGUCAAAGCUGACAAGAGUCUCUGACAUUUGGACAGCCGGAAAAGCAGACGACAUGCAUGAUUCAGGAGCGGAAUCGGUCACGUACGGGGCGGGGAGGCCAGGCGGCUGCCCUCGCGCUGCGGCGCCGCCACGGCUGGGGUGUCGCCCCUGCGCCCUGCAGCGCCCGCUACAGGUUCAUCUGUCAGAGAGGUACGGUCCGGGGCCGCGUUCGGCGCCGCGCCAGUGCCCACAAGUGGACUCGGCCGCAUUUCUGCGACGCCCAGCUGGAAACAACGCCUGUGACGAGUACGUGUCCCGCUGGUCUGACUACCUGGGGGCCAUCAUUGGCGGCGUUGUGGGCGGCGCUGUCGUGCUGGCCGUGCUAGCCGUCUUGCUGGUCUGCAACGCCAGGAGGCGAGACGACAAGCUCGCCUCGGAGCCGUACAACUUCAUGGAGUUCUGGGGACUCAACCACAACCCCAUCUACAAGUCCGAUGAGGAGGAGCAUGUGUACAGUGAGGUUGGCGGAGGGGAGGCUAUCUACGAGGAGCCCAGCUUCUCAGCGAGCUACCGAAAGCCUCUGCCGGUGGAGCCGCCACCGCUGCCCGGCUCUCACCCGAGCGUCAGCACGAUGGAGACCGACGUGACCGUCUCGCUGGCCCAGGACGAGUCCGACUAUGAGGUCUUCUCAACUUUGGACGCGUCCAAGCCCAUCGCCAAGGACUUGUCUGCCACGAAUUCAACCGGCGAGCCGACGCCGCUCGGGUCGGAGGCCGGCGAGUGCCCGUACACGCUGCCGUACGACCCCAAAGCGGACGAGGUAGCGGACGACGCAGAGGGCGCGCAGGAGCAUCCCCUGACGUGGCCGUGA